Messenger RNA from Stegodyphus dumicola, 2071 nucleotides. RefSeq names its product neural cell adhesion molecule 1-like. Gene Ontology annotation, molecular function: protein binding. The record is from RefSeq and is a predicted model, not a curated record. Lineage: Eukaryota; Metazoa; Arthropoda; Arachnida; Araneae; Eresidae.
AAAAAAUAGAGACUGUACUUGCUGUCGAAGGUAGCAAAGUCGAUCUCCAGUGUGAUAUAACACCGCCAUCACCAGAUGAUGAAGUAGCGCUUGUUUUGUGGUAUAAAGACGAGAGCACGACGCCGUUAUACAGUUUAGAUUCCAGACGAAGGGACUUACAUCAAGCCAAACAUGCACCUGGACAGGAGAUUGCAGGACGGGCGUUUUUGGAUGUAUCCACUCAUCCAACGGUGCUCAGGCUUGAGAAUGUGAAAGCAGAAGAUGAGGGCGAGUACAGAUGUAGAGUGGACUUCAAAAUAGCAAGAUCCAGGAAUGCACUUGUAAUUCUAGAAAUAAUUAUUCCUCCAAAGAAGCCGGUGAUAAAGGAUUCUAGUGGGGAGAUUCUUCAGCGAGUCGCUGGGCCUCACAACCUCGGAUCGAAGCUAUUACUCAUCUGUGAAGUUGAAGGAGGAAAGCCUCCUCCGUCAGUCAUGUGGUGGAAAGAUUCCAUUCUCCUAGAAGGCACCUAUCAGGUCUAUCCUCACAUGGUGAGGAACGAAUUGGUGGUGGAUUCCUUGGAUCGAAGCGAUCUUCAUAGCGCCUUUUCCUGCCAAGCGUCCAAUAAUAAUAUAUCCGUUCCCGCCGUUACGUCUGUCACCGUCGAGCUGAACCACCCACCACUACUUGUUCAUAUUGAAGAUAAAAACCGGGCUCUGUCUGCACAAAAACCUGUAGAGCUCGUGUGCAGGGCAGGUGGUUCCAGACCGCCAGCCAAUAUCACAUGGACAAUUGGUCGAUUGCCUCUUAAAGGAACCAAAGAAAAGAUAUCUUCAGAAGGAAAUAUUACAACAGGAAGAUUAACUUUCAUACCUACGAUAGAAGACAGAGGUAAAAAUAUAACUUGCAGAGCAGAAAACAUGCUUAUACCUGGCAGUUCAAUUGCAGAUGAAUGGAAGGUAGACGUCCAUUACGUACCGCAGUUAACUCUGAAACUGGGCAGCAAGCUUCGGCACUCUCACAUCCAGGAGGGCAAGGACGUUUAUCUGGAAUGUGCCAUCAUAGCCAAUCCUUCCGUUUCGGAAAUUGGAUGGCGGUUUGAAGAUAGGGAGUUACAUACCAAUAAGUCUGCAGGCAUCAUCGUUAGUAAUCAAUCCCUGGUGUUACAGAGCGUUAAGAGGAGUAAUCGUGGAAAGUAUACUUGCACGGCAGAUAAUUCUGAAGGCAGAGGAGAGAGUGCAGCUCUGUAUCUUAGAGUACAGUAUGCGCCAGUUUGCAAAUCAGAUCAGAAACUACUGUACGGCGUGGCAAGACACGAACCUGUGAAAGUGUCUUGCGAAGUGGAAGCGGACCCAUCCAAAGCGAAUUUCACCUGGAAAUUUAAUAAUUCCGUGGAGAGCAUCGAAGUGGUGUCAUUUGCUAGUGAGGAGAGCCGAAGCAUUGCGACUUACAUACCGAGGACAGAGUAUGAUUACGGCACGUUGCUCUGCUGGGGCAAGAACUCGGUGGGCAUGCAGAAGGAACCCUGUGUCUUCACAGUCAUACCUGCAGGUCCUCCAGAUGCUGUUCAGAAUUGCAGUGCCAGUAAUCAUACAGAAGAAUCGCUUAUGGUCCGAUGUCAAGAGGCUUAUGAUGGCGGACUCCAGCAAAGUUUCAUGUUAGAAACUUAUGACUCUGAACAUGUGAUAAUGUUAAACAAUAUGACCAAUCCUACACCAAUUUUCAAUGUUUAUGAUCUGACGCCCGGCACUAGUUUUGUGAUAGCUAUAUAUGCUUUUAAUUCUAAAGGGAGAAGUGAACCAAAGAUUUUAAGAGCAAGUACUUUAGCUACACCAGAAAGUUUGACACAGAGAGAUGAUCCUUGGCAAGCAACAUUCAGUCCUGUAUUGAUAGUCCUUAUAUGUGUAGUAGUUGUUCUUGUGCUGGUUACCAUCACAAUCGUUAUUGUUGUCAAAUCUCGAAACAGAACAGAAAACGAGAAAGACCGACAAAAACAUGGAAAUGACAAGUAAGUAUGUGUAUUAAAUUGUGUGAAAAUGCUUAAGAUUUCGUUAUAAAAUUUCCAUGAGUGUCUAUAAAAUCUGAUGUGAGUUCG